Messenger RNA from Meloidogyne enterolobii, 912 nucleotides. NCBI's taxonomy places the organism in Eukaryota, Metazoa, Nematoda, Chromadorea, Rhabditida, Meloidogynidae. The record is from the annotation of a GenBank genome assembly.
AUGAAAGAAAAUAAACAAGAAGACAAACCAGGCUCUCUCAGUUCUAACCAAUAUAGCAAUUAUGCCGAUUAUUUAAAAAGUUUCGUUGAUUAUUUCAAAAAUAAUGGUGUUUCUCUUUAUGCAAUUUCGAUAAUUAAUGAACCUGAUUUUGCUUUACAAGUAACUUAUAAUACAAUGAGUUUUACAACAGAUCAAAUGAAAAAUUUUUUAAAAAAUUUUGCGCAAAGAAUUAAAUCGGGAGGCAAUAUAAAGAUUAUGGCACCCGAAACUUAUGGAUAUAAAACAGAUAUGAAUGAUGCAAUUUUGAACGACCCUCAAUCAGCUGCCGUAGUUGAUAUUGAUGCAAUUCAUGCAUAUGGAUUUUCUAUGAAACCCCAACCUUUAGUAAAAAAAUCUGAAAAGCAAUUUUGGAUGACCGAACAUUCAAUUGAUGGAAAUGACUUUAAUAGUGUUAUGAAAACAGCCGAAGAUAUUCACAAUUGUAUGGCAAAGGCUGAAUUUAAUGCCUAUAUUCAUUGGUGGUUAAGAGAUACAAAUCCAAAUCCUUCCUCAAAUAUGAUGCUUUUAUUUCAAAAUAUGCAAUUAACGCCUAAAGCUUUUGUUAUUGGGCAUUUUGCAAAAUUUAUUAGACCAGGAUACUUUAGAGUUAAUUCAGUCAGUUCUAAUAAUAAUAAUUUGCUUGUGAGUGCAUACACAGGGAAUGGAAAGGUAGUAAUUGUAGCAAUAAAUAUAGGAUCCUCGCCUAUAUCACAACAAUUUUCAAUUAAUGGUGGAACAUUACUAUCUUCAUUUAGUUCAUAUAUUACUUCUCAAGGCAAAAAUUUCCAACAACAAAAUAACAUAAAAGUAACAGGAGGAUCAUUUACAUAUUCAUUUCCAUCACAAAGUGUAACUACUUUAGUUUCAGUUUAA